AUGAUGAAGUUUGUCUGUUUGUUCGCUCUAGUGGCAGUGGCUGCUGCUGCUCCACCACAGGCCUCCGAAAAGAAGACUGAUGAUUUGGAAAAGUCGCAAACUAUUGGAUUGGGAUAUAGCAGCCUUGGUGGAAUUGGAUAUAGCGGACUCGGAUACAGCGGCCUUGGAUACAGCAGUGGACUAGGAUAUAGCAGCCUUGGAUAUAACAAUCUCGGAUCAGUUGUGCACACUGGUCCCACUGUAGUUCGUAGUGCCCCAACUAUUGUUCGUAGCGCCCCAGCCAUUGUUCAUAGUGCCCCGGCUAUUGUGCAUAGUGCCCCCGCUGUUGUCCGUACUGUUCCAACCUACAGUUCGGUUGGUACUGUUGGACUUGGUCUUGGCACCGGUGUUGGACUGGGAUACAGCAGUGGUAUCGGUCUCGGAUACGGCCAUGGUAUCGGACUCGGUCAUAACCUGAUCUACUAA
This is a messenger RNA of Toxorhynchites rutilus septentrionalis, 465 nucleotides long. Its product is annotated as cuticle protein 63-like. Lineage: Eukaryota; Metazoa; Arthropoda; Insecta; Diptera; Culicidae. The record is from RefSeq and is a predicted model, not a curated record. The coding region runs from base 1 to 465 and encodes 154 amino acids. The transcript is spliced from 2 exons.